Cavenderia fasciculata is the source of this 1668-nucleotide messenger RNA. It is a transcript of the gene ncfA, whose product is annotated as p67-like superoxide-generating NADPH oxidase. Gene Ontology annotation, molecular function: protein binding. The record is from RefSeq and is a predicted model, not a curated record. The transcript has a single exon. Lineage: Eukaryota; Evosea; Eumycetozoa; Acytosteliales; Cavenderiaceae. The coding region runs from base 1 to 1668 and encodes 555 amino acids.
AUGGGUAUUAUGUCAUUUAAAGAGAGCCAGUAUAGCAAGGCAAUAGGCUAUUUUACAAGAUCGAUCGAUUUGGACAAAUAUUUGGCAUGUUCCUACUUUAUGAUGGCGGUCAGCUACCACAUGUCGGGUGACUCGAACCAUGCAAUCGUCUAUUACGACGAGACACUUGGUAAACUACGUGGACACGAAUUUAUAGACUACAAACAACUCGGACUAGACUAUAAGUUGUUGGAAUGUGAAGUAUUGUUUAACAAGUCAUUGGCACUUGGCAAAGCCGGCCAACCAGUUGCCAACCAAGCCCUACAAUGUAAAACACUCCCAUCAAACGACAAAACAUUUUCCGAUACUCUAAGAAGACUGGCUCAAGGACAAACUUCAUUUCAACCUCGAGUAGCACCCAUGGACAUUCUUUUCCAACCCCCCAAAGUUAGUGAUAAAGGUCCUCCCAAAGUUGAAAAAUAUGAACCUAAAUUAUCUGCUUCUCCUCCUCCCUCUAGUUCAUCAUAUGCAUCAUCUGCUCCCACUCCCACUUUAUCCUCUUCCCCUUCACCUUCACCUUCAUCUACCUCAAAUAGUAUUAUUUCAAAUAUAACCAAUGGGUUUGGAUUAUUUCAAAGUUCAAGUUCUAGUUCUAGUAGCGCUCAACCACCACCUCCUCCAAAAAAACCGUUACCUUCUAUUUCUUCUUCUUCUUCUUCUUCCUCUUCGUCGUCGUCAAUUCCAGCAGCACCACCACUACCAACCACCAAGAAAUUACCGUCACGACCCAUAUCAAUGGUGAUUAAUGAGAUUUCUGUGACGAUUAAAUGUUUUUACCAGGAUCGUCGUUUGAUCCAAAUCACCAACAACUGUACCAUUUCAACAUUACAACAAAAGAUUCAACUAAAGUUUGGAAUCGAUUAUAACCUAUUAUUUAAAUACCGGUCUUCAAGAGACGACUUUACCUUUAUCACCACUCAAUCAAUUCUCACAAGUGCUCUAUCCAUCCCCAUUCAAGAACUGUAUCUUGUUGAAACACGUGAUGAAAUUAAUCAAUUUGAACAUGACGCUAAACCUCAAUUACCAACCAAUAGUACAUCAAACCAAUCAUCACCACCAAAACCAACUGUACCACAAAUCCCAUCUAAACCACGUUUUCCUCCUUCUUCUUCUUCUUCUUCUUCAUCACCAUCAUCAGAUGUAUCAACACCAUCACCACCACCAAGAUUUGGUACAUUGCCAAGAAGAAAUCCAACCUUUUCAUCACCAACUCCACCAUCUACACCAACCACUCCGUCACCAGCUCUAUCAAAUAUUCAAAAAUUCAAUUCUCUUGGUACUAGUCCUAGUGGACCAACUGUACCACCACGUAAUGGUACUUUUAGUGGUAGACCAUCACCAUCACCAUCAUCGGCAUCAUCCAAUGGAGUUGCUAUUCCACCCAGACCUGCAGGUACAUUAAAACGACCAGCAAUGGUAAACUCUUCAUCUCCACCAACCAACAACAACAAUUUUAAAAUUCAAUCUUUAUCGGCAUCAGUACCACACCAACAAUCCAAUGACAUGACAUUUGAUGAUUCUCAAAUCGAACCUCCUUACAAAGUUUGUUUUUCUCCUUCUGGUGAGAAAUUUUAUCUCAAUCUAGAUACUGGUCAAGUUUUUUGGAAUGUUUCAGAAUUGGAAUAUUAA